AUGAGCAAACGGUCUCAUUCACGAAAUGCGAUCGACUUGAGCGAGACUAUCAGCGAACCUGAAUCCGUCAUUAACUUCAACGAGAACGUGUACCUCAACAUGCAAAAUGCUGCUAUAUCCACUGCGACUUACGUAGGACAGGCUCGACAAACAAUAGAGCAGCUAUCGACGAAUAAAUACAGAUGGAUCGCAACUCCACCAUGUGUGCAUGACGUUGACGCAUCCAGGGUUCUAGACGCGAUGCUGAGGAACGCUCACGGGACCGGUGGCGAAAGCUCCGAACGUUAUACUGCCUGUGCUAUUUGUGCAUGUCCUGAGAUCCACGAGCAAGUCAAUCUCGCAAGCAUUUGGUUCAUGUAUCUGCUCUGGCCAUUCACAGCCGGAACCCUUCAACCAUCAGACUUGGUUUCUGGUCAGGCCACGCCCGACACCUAUGGCAGCCUGGUAAGUGCCAGUCCGGAACAGAGUAGCAGAUUCAGGACCGAUGUUAAUCGACGAGACGGUUAUAGAUGCGUUAUUUCAGGUGUCUGGGAUGGAGCACACAAACCCGCUGGUGUCAAGCAGGGUUGGGUAACCUUACAAGCAACGCACAUCCUGAAACGGACUGUCGGGGGUUUCACCAUGGACCGGGCGCAUACCGCGGCUGCAACGUGGAAUAUCAUCCGGCAUUACUCAGGAAUGUCCGAAGAAACUAUUCAAAACAUGGAAAGGCUUGCAGACGACCCUUCUAAUGCCAUGAUGCUCCAACACGAUAUCCACGAUAUUUUUGACAAGCUGAAAGUAUACCUCGAGCAGACGGAGCGAGAAAACGAGUACACAGUCAAGGACGUUGGGGGCGGGCCGUGGAUACACCCUCUCGAGCUCCUCGGUAAAACCAUCACCUUCCGGAAUCACGAUAGCCCUACACGAGACCUACCAUUACCCAACCCUCAUUUCAUCGCACUACACGCAGGCAUCUCCCGAAUUUUACAUAUGAGCGGCGCAUCCGAGGUAUUCGCACAGAUCUUGGACAAAUAUGAUGGGGCAGCAGGUGGUAAUGUCGCGAGUCUGAAAAGCAAUGGAGAUCCGGUACAUCAACUAUCUUCAAUGAUGUCUGCCCUGUUUAUAGGCGCUUCAUUGAUUACUUAGUGCCUCGCAAUUACAUGGUUCGACAAGGACGGCAAAGUUAAUAAUGACAUGAGUUAUGGUUAUGUUAUGUUAAUGCAAUCGCAAAUGUCAAACAAGAU
Molecule: messenger RNA, 1226 nt
Organism: Suillus clintonianus
Lineage: Eukaryota; Fungi; Basidiomycota; Agaricomycetes; Boletales; Suillaceae
Exons: 6
Coding region: 1-1128 (375 amino acids)
Source: RefSeq, a predicted model, not a curated record